Angiostrongylus costaricensis is the source of this 1308-nucleotide messenger RNA. NCBI's taxonomy places the organism in Eukaryota, Metazoa, Nematoda, Chromadorea, Rhabditida, Metastrongylidae. The record is from the annotation of a GenBank genome assembly.
AUGCCGGUUUUCAAACUCGUGGCAUGGUCAGUACCAAAGACGAAAGAGUUCUUUAUGCGAUUAAAACAGAUCGUUACUUCGUUUGACCGAAGAUGUCUGUUGGGAGUGAAUUUAGUUCCUGUCGGUUCUGCGGUGUCAGUCACAGGCCGUUGGCAACCAAGCUCAGGCUCACAACAGGACUUCGAAGUACUCGCAAGCAGUUGUGAAAUAGUAGCAACUGAUGCAGAUCCAAGGUACUCUUCACUUUCACCAGACCUUCUUCGCAAGAACCUCCAUCUACGCGCUCGUUCUGUUGCAUUUUCUGCUCUGCUUCGAUUACGGUCUAAAUUGUUUUUCAAGAUCCACGAGUAUUUUAUAAAUCGUGGAUACGUGCAUAUUGAUACUCCAAUGUUAACGUUUAAUGAUUGUGAAGGUGCUGGCGAAACAUUCUCAGUAGCUACAACUUCGUGUUCUAAAGAUAGCGACUUUUUUUCUAAGAAGGAUGUGUUUUUGUCCGUUAGUGGUCAACUGCAUCUAGAAGCGAUGGUAAGCGGUCUUUCAAGCGUUUACACUAUAAGCACCGGUCUUCGAGCUGACAAGCAACAGAGCAGAAAUCACCUUAGUGAAUUCAAGAUGUUAGAGGUCGAAAUUGCUUUUUGUGAUAAUUUGGAUCAGCUGCUGACCGUUUGUGAGGAUGUAUUGCUAUCUUCCGUUCGAUAUUUCAUUAACGAUCCUAACAUAUUGAAAGACUUCGAAUCUCUGAGCCCAUUCUCGUCGGUAGAUCAUCUGGCCACUCUGCGUUCUAUCGCAGAUAGUCCGCCAUUUCCUCGAGUGCCCUACGCUGAUGCUUUGCGACUACUUGUCAGUAAAAAUCAAAAAGUAUCCCCAAGUGGUCUGAGCAAGCAGAAUGAAGCAUUCUUGGUGAUCAUUUGUAAAUUAGUUAGACAUUUCAGUUAUUUUAGCACUAAUUUGUUUUUCCAUUUUAAGGUCAACUACUACAAUUCUCCCGUGUUUAUUACUCACUUUCCCUCGGACCAAAAACCCUUCUAUACGUUGCGUUCUUGGGAUGAAAAACUGACAGAAUCAUUUGAUUUACUAUGUCCUUUCGUUGGGGAACUUGCAAGUGGUUCUUUGCGUGAAACGUCUGCAGAUAAGCUAAGAAGUCGAAGCCCGAACAUUGAAUGGUACACAGAGCUUCGUGAACGAGGAAAGCCGAUAUCAGGCGGGUUUGGCAUGGGUUUUGAUAGAAAGCUACAACUUCUUCUAGGAAUUGCCAACAUCAAGGAUACUGUUCCAUUUCCGAGAUGGUUUAAACAUUGUCAGUGCUAA